Molecule: messenger RNA, 1464 nt
Organism: Piliocolobus tephrosceles (Ugandan red Colobus)
Lineage: Eukaryota; Metazoa; Chordata; Mammalia; Primates; Cercopithecidae
Gene: MCRIP1
Product: MAPK regulated corepressor interacting protein 1
Exons: 5
Coding region: 340-633 (97 amino acids)
Source: RefSeq, a predicted model, not a curated record
UGUUGGCUUCCCCACCUUGGGGUUGUGUGUCCUCAGCUGGAGUGGGGACACUGUCCAGCCUGCCCGUGUGGGCGUCUGAGCCUCAAAAUAGACUCCCUUUCUCCAGAGCUGUGGAUUCCCCUGGGCUGAGAGGAUAUAAACGGGCAGCAGCCCAGGGUCCUGGUCACCAGGUCAGGCCCGGCAGCUUCCUCCAGGGUCACCCCCUCUGCCCACCAGGGGACUUGGAGUUUGGUUCCAUCUCCAGGGUGCUGAUGUGGUUCAUGCUCCAGGGAACCAGGAAGCUGAGUCUAGAGGCUGAGGGGAUCUGGCGGUGGAGCGCUAGGAUCAGACGCCCCCGCAAUGACCAGCUCCCCUGUGUCCAGAGUCGUGUACAACGGCAAGAGGACCAGCAGCCCCCGCUCCCCACCCAGCAGCAGCGAGAUCUUCACCCCAGCCCACGAGGAGAACGUCCGCUUCAUUUACGAAGCCUGGCAGGGCGUGGAGCGAGACCUGCGAAGCCAGGUGCCGGGCGGCGAGCGGGGCCUGGUGGAGGAGUAUGUGGAGAAGGUCCCUAAUCCCAGCCUGAAGACCUUCAAGCCCAUCGACCUGAGUGACCUGAAGCGCCGGAGCACGCAGGAUGCCAAGAAGUCCUAGAGCGCCCAGCGUCCCUCCCCGGCCUCUGGAAGAUCAGGGUGCAAGGUGUCGGCUCCCUCCUGUCCUGUGGCCCUGCUCCUGGGAUGGGGGUGUCUCACUCCAGCGGGCUGCAGACCCCAGCACCGGUGUGACUGACGGCUGAGGCCUGCCUCUCCUUCCCAAAUCCCCUCCUUCCUCCUUGGGGGUCUCAGGCUGCCCCCAUCAUGGGGGUCUGGGCCCUCCCCACCCUGCUGCCCUCCCCCAGCCACCUGGCUGCGUUUUUGAAGCUGCCUGGCCCCCAGGGACCCUGACCUGCCCUCUUUCCUCUCCCCUCACCCUCCUGUCCUUGGCCACAGCAGAAUCAGGAGGGGAGAGGAAGGAGCCUCUGCUGCCUCCCAGGCUGCUGGGACUGGGCUGGUUUUGUCCGUGAAAUGGCCAGGAUACAGGACAAGGGCAGCCCCACCCCAUCCAACCCAGGACCCCCCACAGACCCUUGCUGCUCCCGUGGCCUGGACACGCUGGGGAGCUUCUCACACCUACCCCUACUGUCCAGCCUGGCCCCUUCCCUGAAUCAGCUUCAAGAUGGCACCAGCUCUUUGGGCCUAGGAUACUGCCGGGCCCCCCAAAGGGGUCCCCAGCAACCAGGCCUGGCCUCCUGGUAUCUGUGGUCAUAGUGGCCCCAUGGGUAGGGGCACCCAGGCUGACCCUGAGGUGCUGCUGCUGUGUCUGUCUUGGCUCUGGGGUAUGCUGGGAGGGUCACCAGGUCCCUUUUUCUUCCUGUGCCCUCUGAAAGCCAAGUGUCUGUGUGGCUGUGGAGCUCCAGGGUCUGUUAAUAAAGGCAGUGGCACUGGG